ACAAAUUGCAAAACAAUGUCUUUAUUCCUCCUUGGUGUUGUGUCCAUUGUAGUUAUUGGAUUCGUGGUCUAUUUGUUCAAGUUUAAGAAUCAAAUCAAGGGUUAUCACUUGACAAAUGAAAAUGUGACAGGAACCUAUCAAGAUUUAUUCGCACAAGAUACCAAAGAUACUCAUGAUAAGAGAAAGAAUGCUGGAUGGGAUGUUGCUGGUAAAUAUUAUGAUAUGGUGACUGAUUUUUACUUGUAUGGUUGGGGAAGAUCUUUCCAUUUUGCUCCAAGACACAAGAAGGAAAGCAUGAUUGAAUCCAUUCAAAGACAUGAAUACUGGUUGGCCAAACAAAUGGAUCUCAAAAAGGGAAUGAAAUGUUUAGAUCUCGGUUGUGGAGUCAUGGGUCCAGCCACCAACAUUUCUCGUUUCACAGGAGCUCACAUCACAGGUGUCAACAAUCAUCCUUAUCAAUCUCAACAAGCCAAAGAAUACAUUUCACAAAUGGGUCUCUCAGAACAAUGUCAAAUUGUCAGAGGUGAUUUCAACAAUUUAGAUGACAACUCAGAUCUCCCAUCUGAAUCCUACGAUGCUGCCUACACAAUCGAAGCUUCCUGUCAUGCCAAAGAUCGUCCACAUUGUUACAAACAAAUUUACAACAAACUCAAACCAGGUGCAAUUUUUGCAGGUUACGAAUGGGUCAUGAUUUCUGGAAAAUAUGAUUCGAAAAAUGAAGAACAUAACAAGAUUAAAUUUGACAUUAUGAAAGGAGAUGGUUUACCAGAAAUUCUCAUGGAUAAGGAGAUUGAUGAAUCAUUGAGAAAGGCAGGAUUUGAAGUUAUCAAAACUGAAGAUGUAGGUGUCACUGAUCAAAUUCAUCCAGUGCCUUGGUAUCAACCAAUUGACAAUGGUGGUUGGGAUUUUACAAGUUGGUUCCAAACUUCAUAUGGAAGAUUUAUUGUUCACAAAUUGGUUGGAAUUUUGGAAAGUGUUGGUUUAGUCCCAAAAUCUUCACAACAAGCUUAUGAAUUUUUGAUGGCUGGAGCUAGUGGAUUGGUUGCUGGUGGAAAGACUGGAAUUUUUACACCUUGUUAUUUCUUUAUGGCUAGAAAACCAUUAACUGCUGCAGAAUAAAUGUUUAGUUUCUUUUA
This is a messenger RNA of Naegleria gruberi, 1136 nucleotides long. RefSeq names its product 24-sterol C-methyltransferase. The transcript has 2 exons. Gene Ontology annotation, molecular function: sterol 24-C-methyltransferase activity. The coding region runs from base 16 to 1119 and encodes 367 amino acids. Gene Ontology annotation, biological process: sterol biosynthetic process. The record is from RefSeq and is a predicted model, not a curated record. Gene Ontology annotation, cellular component: endoplasmic reticulum. Lineage: Eukaryota; Heterolobosea; Eutetramitea; Acrasida; Naegleriidae.